UUAAGUAGAGCUCUAGAAGUCAAAGUCAACGUGAGUUGCUGUCAACAUAUGGCUAUGAGGCUAUCUAGAGGGAGAAACAACACAGCUUUUUCCAUAAAGAUUUGCAGUUGCUUAAGUCGCCCAAGUCAUCAAUCUUCAACUAAUCGAUUUGGACAGUUUGCAUCGUAAUCUCCACGGCUAUCUGAGAUUAUAAAAGGUUUACCAGGGCAAUCAUCUACCAGCAAAUAGCAAUCCAGCGUAGUGGUGUACUAGUGCAUAGAAGAUUACAAUGUCUCAAACCUGAAGCUUGCGGCGAAGGCAGAUCAUUCUUCCGAGAUGAGCUGGCGGUUGCCAUGGAGGUCACUGGUUAUGAUACUAAGUGUAUUGCAGCCCAUGAUUUACAUGUCAUGCGGCUGCCUUGUGGAGGAAAGGGCCGCCCUGAUGGAUAUUAGGGCUUCUCUGAUACAAGCAAACUCUACGUUGGUGCCCCGUUCAUGGGGACAGACUGAGGACUGCUGCUCGUGGGAGCGUGUAAGAUGUGACAGUAGCAAACGGAGAGUAUAUCAGCUCAACCUUUCCAGCAUGUCGAUUGCAGAUGACUUUUUCUCCUGGGAAUUAAACAUCACAGUUUUUUCUGCAUUUCGCGACCUUCAGUUCCUAGAUUUAUCACAGAAUAAACUGAUUUCACCGAGUUUUGAUGGAUUACUAGGACUCACCAAGCUUCGGUUUCUCUACUUUGGUGGUAACUGGUUCGGAGGGAAUUUCCCGUCAUCUAUUGGGAAUUUGGUUUAUCUAGAAGUCAUUGAUUUCAACUCUAACAACAUGAACGGACUCUUCCGGUUGCAGCUUUCGAAAAUCUUACAAACUUGCAAGAACUGAAUCUGAGCUCGAAUAAGUUUGAAGGUAGCAUCCCAAAGUCAUUGUUUUCACUUCCUCACCUUAAAGUAUUAGAUCUCUGUGGAAAUGACUUCAUCAAGGGAGG
This is a messenger RNA of Oryza sativa Japonica Group (Japanese rice), 961 nucleotides long. NCBI's taxonomy places the organism in Eukaryota, Viridiplantae, Streptophyta, Magnoliopsida, Poales, Poaceae. The record is from RefSeq and is a predicted model, not a curated record.